AUGCCACCGCGUCGCGAAUUAACUCGAGAGGAAAAGGAUGAGAAGAAUAGGAAGGCUAGGGAAAAAAGAAGUCUCGAAGACCCGGAGGCAAAACAAGUUAGAUUGGCUGCUCAGAGGGAAAAGGCCAAGUUCGUCCGUGAAGAGAAGCGUCGUCGGCUCAAUCCCGAAGAUGAUCAGGCUGCCAAGAAUUUGAAGGCGCAAAGGGCGAGAGAAGACCGUCAGGCAGAGGCACCUGACGAAAGAACGUUGAGGCAGAGGUUAGAUGCGGACCGGAAAAGAGUCGCCCGUGCUAGCGAGACGGGAGUUGAGCAUCAAGCUAGGCUACUCGAUCAACGAAUCCGGCAGAAACUCCUUAGGCAGGAACAGAAUGAAGAAGAUGAUCGUGCUCGACUGUUUGCCGAGGAGGAGCGGCUAGCAGUUCUUCGGCACGAAGAACAAAAUCUGCACGAAGAAGAAAAUCGUAUUCGAUUGGAAGCUGAGGCAGAACGGCAGGCUGGUCUUUUUCAAGCAGAAGAAAAUCGUUCGCGAUUGGAAGCCGAGGCAGAGAGGCAGGCUGGUCUUCUUCAAACAGAAGAAAAUCGUGUUCGAUUGCAGGCCGAGGCGGAUCGGCAAGCUGCCCUUCGUCAACAAGAAACAGCAUCUAUCUUGCGAGCGAUGAAUCAGAGACCAGCGUUUGAUCGUUCAACGGUUGUUCUUGCCAAUGAUGCUGUGGCAGAGCGUCCAGCAAGACAACAACACCAGGCAGGAAAGACAGCUGUCGGCAACCGAGAAACUCCUGAAGAGCAACGAGCUCGAUUGCAAUCCCAGGCAUUACGGAUGAGAAUUCUGCGGCAAGAUGAAUCUAAAGAAGAGAGGUCAGCUAGGCUUCGAGAUCAAGCCUUGAGGCAAAAAGCUCUUAGGAACGAAGAAUCGGAAGCAGAACAAUCAGCUAGACUUCAGGAACAGUCAUUACGGCAAAGUUCUUUGCGUAGCGAAGAAACGGAAGCAGAAAAAGCAGCUAGGCUACGUGAACAGUCUCUGCGGCAAAGUUCUCUGCGCAACGAGGAAUUGGAAGCUGAAAAAGUAGCUAGGAUGCGCGAACAGUCUCUGCGGCAAAGAUGUCUUCGGAAUGAAGAAAUUGAAGCUGAAAAGCGGGCUCGACUUCAAGAUAAAUUAGUCCGUCAGGAAGAUUUACGCGACAACGAAUCUGAAGACAGCAAUUUUUCUCGACUUCAGGCUCAGUCAUCACGCCAGGAAGUUGAAGGUCGCGUUAACCACCCCGAGUACAUGGCUGAUUACAGAGCGACCGAGAAUGAAGAAGAAGCUGCUGCGAGGCGUGAAGAGAAUCGGUGUCGAAUGGAGUUACGUCGAGAACUUGAAGACCAACGAGAGCGAGAAAACGAAGAAUUGCGUGCCAGGGAUGCCCUUGAUCAUGGCGAAAUUAUUCCAAUUGAAAAUGAAGAAGAAGAAGCUCUUCGUUUGCAGUUGAUGACUGAACGCGACCGGCGUGGAAAUCCAAGAACUCAUCGGCAGGCUUGCAAAGAAAUCGUGGUAGAGGACCGCGUUCACUUGCAUGACUGCGGAGAUUUGACCAAGAUUUGCUCGGAAUGUGAUGCCAAACAUUUCGCGAAAGAAAUGCCGAAAGACAAGAAGUUCCAGCAAUGCUGCGCAAAGGGCAAUGUCAUUAUUCCACCUGCUAAGCCGUGUCCAGAACCAUUGGCCAGCCUCUUGCAAAACCGGCAUCCAAAAUCGAAACAUUUCAUGAAGCAGAUUCGAAAUUACAACAGCGCCCAUGCUUUCGCCUCUAUGGGAGCUAAUUUCUGCCAGGUCGCGGCCCGACCUGUGUACGCAUCCAUGGUCAGAUUUACCACCAAACUACUCCUCUCGGCUACUGAUUUCAGGGCGAAUAUCGAAAUGAUGUCGGGUUGUUGUAGAACUUUGAUGGAAGAGCUGGACGCUAUGCUUCGAGAAAAGAAUCCUUAUGCCUUGACCUACAAGAUGAUGCGUCGGGUUCUUGAAGAAGAAUACGUUCAACGUGAAGCUGAAAAUCUUCCUCACUACACUGUCGGCAUGAUCAUCACUUGCGAUAGAAGAAAUGUCGACCAACGAAGAUACAACUGUCCAACGGUCAACGAAAUUGCUGUGGUUUUUAAAAGCACUGACGGCGAACCACCAGCCUACAGAGAUAUUCGUGGCCAUCUCUACAUUCCCGUCAGAGGCCGACGAUUCAUCCAGAUUGACACAAUAAAAGUUAUGUGUGAUCCGAUGUGUUACCCACUUUUAUUUCCGAACGGUGACGACGGUUGGCAUAUCAACAUGACUUAUACCACCACCAGACGGAGAGAGAGAGAUGAAGCGGCAGCAUUGGCCAUGAUUGUUGAAGAAGAUGAAGAGGAGCAGAUUGAUCCCUUGUGGCCCAACCCCAGAGUUUUAAUUCGUGAUGAAAUGGCCGCAGAAGAUGGCAAUGCUGUGAUUGAAAAUGAGCCAGGUGAAGAACAAGAACCAGAAGCGGACGAGGAGAACGACGAUCGACCACCGAACAGAAACAGAGGCCCACGCUCAAGAGUGACGCAAGCCGAAUUCUACAGUUCGCGCAUAUCAGUUCGUGGUGAUUUCAACAACGUUUUGGCUGGGGGUCCCGUCACUCAGAUGUAUUUUGUCGAUUCUUACGUCAAGACCGAGGGGAAUCGCCUAGAUUGGCUCAGACGAAACCAGAAAGAGCUGCAUGUUGAGCGCUACUGCGGUCUGAUGGAUUACAUCAACAAUCGAGCAGAGAGAGCAAAUUUGGCAGUUGGCUCGAUCUACAUUCUCCCUUCGUCAUUUAUUGGCAGUCCUCGAGCCAUGAAACAAAAUUACCAAGACGCUAUGGCCAUUUGUGGAAAAUUUGGCAAGCCGACUUUUUUUGUGACGUUUACCUGCAAUCCCAAGUGGAGGGAAAUUGUUGCUAAUAUCCCAAACUACUUGACGGCUUCCGAUCGUCCCGAUAUGGUCGCAAGAGUAUUCCACUUGAAGAAGAAAGAGUUGGUCGACGACAUCGAGAAAAAGCAAAUAUUGGGUUUCGCCGCGGCCAGAAUCGAAGUCAUCGAAUUUCAGAAACGUGGACUGCCUCAUUGCCACAUGCUGGUGUGGGUCGACAGCCGUGACGCUCCUUCGACACCAGAGGAUAUGGAUGAGACCAUCUGCGCUGAAAUUCCCGACAAGACACUCUAUCCAAGACUUUACAACUCUGUUAUGGCUCACAUGAUUCACGGUCCGUGUGGAGCCAUCAACAAAAAUUCUCCCUGCAUGGAUGAAGAGGGCUGCUGUAAAAAGUUCCCCAAAGACUUCAACGAAGAGACUAUGAUCAAUGACAACGGCUAUCCGACGUAUAAAAGAAGAAACACUGGUGUUGUACAUCGUUUGAAAAGGGGGCACACUCACUAUGAAGUGGACAACCGAUGGGUUGUUCCUUAUAACCCUUGGUUGCUACUGAAAUAUGAUUGUCACAUCAACAUCGAGUAUUGCGCCAAUAUGACCACUGUCAAGUACAUCUUCAAGUAUGUGUACAAAGGUCACGAUUGCAGCAACAUUGAAUCGAAAACUGGAACGCAUCAUCAGGCUGGAGAAGAAAACGAGCAAGUUUUUGUUUGGGACGAAAUCUCCACCUUUACAGACACCCGUUACGUCAGCGCGCCAGAAGCCGCUUAUAGAAUCUUCAAGUUUCCUCUCAGCGAUCGUUCUCAUACCAUCACCCGACUAGCCGUGCAUCUGCCUCUUGAACAGUCCGUCUUUUUCCAACCGGGCAAUGAGGAACAAGCAGUCAUCGAUGCUGCGACCAAGGAAACGACGUUAACUGCUUGGUUCAUCUUAAAUCGGGAUAAUGAAGAAGCGAGACAGUAUUUUUACCGCGAAAUUGUCCAUCAUUUCUGUUUCGUUAAGUCGGGUGGUCGUAAUUAUUGGAAACCUCGAAGAAGAAAUAUUAAAAUCAUAGGUCGCUUAUAUACCGUGGGCGUCCGUCAAGUUGAGCGAUACUGCCUUCGCUUGCUCCUCAUCAACGUCAGAGGAUCAACCAGCUUUGAAGAUCUCCGCACGGUUAACGGUGUCCUUCUACCGACGUUUAAAUCAGCCGCUUCUGCUCUGAAUUUGUUGGAGGACGACAGCGUUUGGGAGAAGACCUUGGACGAUGCCGCCGCCUUUGAAAUGCCGGAGCGAUUGAGACAGCUUUUUGUCGAUGUCUGCCUCUUUUGCAAUCCCACCGACGCUCUUCAUCUCUUUGAUCGGUCUCUGCCCCACCUCAUGGAAGAUUUCAUUCGAACUGGUCACGAUGCGGAAGUCGCCAAAAACUUGACUUUGAAAUGGAUUCAGGACAAGUUGAUUCUCCACAAUAGAACAAUGGAAGAACUCUCUUUGCCUGUUCCUGACUUUCAGCUUAUUCGCCAAAUUAUUGAAGCUCAACUCGAAGAGAAUACUGCAAUUACCAGGAUAGAAAAGAGACGUUUGGGUGAACUGAUGGUUACUCAAUUGAACGAAGGUCAAAGAGCCGCCUAUGAUCAAGUCAUGGCUGCCAUCAACGACAAAAACAACUCAGUUCCCCAUCAGUAUUUUUUGGAUGGUCCUGGAGGUACUGGCAAGGCCUUUUUGUACAACACUCUGAUCACCGUUCUGCAAGGCCAAGGGAAGACAGUCAUCGCCGUCGCUUCUACCGGCAUCGCUUCUACGUUGUUGAUUGACGGUUCAACAUACCAUUCCCAAUUUAAGAUCUACCCUCCAAUUACCGAAGUUACCAGAUCGAAAAUUGUAGAUGGAAGCGCUCUCGCUAAUUUGAUUUUAAGUGCCGUUCUCAUCAUUUCCGACGAAGCCACCAUGAAGACAAAUCACGCUCUCGACGCUUUUAAUUUCCUCUUUCAAAAAUUGGAAAAGAAAAAUAUACCUCAUGGUGGAAAAGUUCUUCUUCUUGGUGGUGACUUUCGUCAAUGUUUACCAGUCGUCCGACAUGGAAACAGGGUGAAGGUGGUGGAAGCUACAAUCCGAAAUAACGCAACGUGGCCUCUGUUUCGUCAUCUUCGUUUAACCCAGAAUAUGCGUACCGUGGCCGGCAAUCAAGACUACGCUGACUGGCUUAUUCAGCUUGGAAACGGUACUCUGCCAACGAUUCCUAGACUUAACAAUCCUGAUCUCAUCGAAAUUCCUGCCGAGUUUCUUGACUUUGGACGGAAUUUGAUUGAGUACGUUUUUGGUGUUCCUUCUCUGCUUUUGGAUCCAGAGGUAUCUCAGCAGAUUUGCAGUCGAGCCAUUCUCUGUCCGAAGAACGAAGACUGCCUACGGAUCAACAAUCAGAUCAUCAAAGACAUGCCUGGAAUAGUUCAUCAGUACAAAAGCAUCGACACGAUUGAUUCGGACGAUCCUGAAGAAAUUGCCAAUUAUCCAACCGAGAUUCUCAACACCUUUAAUGUGUCCGGAAUUCCCACUCAUGUUCUCAAGUUGAAAGUGGGAGCCAUCAUCAUUCUGCUCAAGAACAUUGAUUCGCGUAAGGGUCUCUGCAAUGGCACCCGUCUCAUCAUCAGGGCCCUCAGAGAAAAUCUGAUCGUUGCAGACAUCGCUUCCGGCAAGAACAAGGGUCACACGGUUUACAUCCCGCGAAUGACGCUGUCGCCCACCGAUUCCGAUCUUCCUGUCACACUCAAGAGGCUCCAGUUUCCUGUGCUGUUGGCAUUUGCCAUAACCAUCACCAAGUCACAGGGCCAGACUUUUGAUCGUGUCGGCAUUUUCCUCCUGGAGCCUGUCUUUUCUCACGGUCAGCUGUAUGUGGCUUUUUCACGUGCAACAUCGAAAGAAGGUGUCAAAGUCGAAAUAGCUGAAUCUGCAAAGCAAGGACGGCUUUUGAGAAAUCACCUGACAGCCACUGAAGAGGAAAAAGAGAAAGUAUUCACCGUCAAUAUUGUUUACAAAGAAGUCCUUUUGUAA
Molecule: messenger RNA, 5922 nt
Organism: Daphnia pulicaria
Lineage: Eukaryota; Metazoa; Arthropoda; Branchiopoda; Diplostraca; Daphniidae
Exons: 4
Coding region: 1-5922 (1973 amino acids)
Biological process (GO): telomere maintenance; DNA repair
Molecular function (GO): DNA helicase activity
Source: RefSeq, a predicted model, not a curated record